AUGAAGGGAGAAGUGGAUCCGUGUGUGCGGGUGGGUAUUUUGUCGGCUAGUCCGCUUCCACGCGGUGCCGCGGGCACUGACGCUUCUAGUUGGGUCGUCGAGGCGAAGAUCCUAAAGCAAGACCAGGAACAAUCGGACGAGGAACCAUAUCGGACGAAGCCGUCAAGAGUGGGCGUUUGGAACGAGGAACUCACUAUCCCAGUUGAUGUGGGCGAGGCCCGGUCGAGUAGGCUGCGGUUGGAUGUCGUAGACGCGACUUUGCGAGAAGGAGGACUUCAUGCAUGCACCUUCCAGCUUGGCGACAUCGUCCCCUGGAAUGGUUACCACAUGGAAGUGCACAUGGGACGCGAUGUUUGGCUUCGUGUGUCGGUCGUUGUCGCCCUUGAGGAUCCAGUGGUCAAGAUCGACCAUCUGCUCCAUCUGGAGGCACUUUUGCUAACUUUCCCCGAAGGCAUGCCUUUACCAGGAGUUCGCAGAGAAGCUGGAGCCGGUGUCAAGUCUUUUAUCCAAUGCAUUCCAAAGGGAACUGAGAACAACGUUUCGCUCCAAGCGUCCAAGAAGAAAGAGCCGCCAAUGCAACGCUGUGAUGCUGCCGGUGAAAAGGUCAUCGAGCUAGAUGCCCUAGGCUCGGAUCGCAAUGAGGGCAACAACUACCUCAGGAAUACUGUUCCUGUAACCAUCGUGGAAGACCAGUGAGCUCAUCAUCCCCACAUUUGUUGUUGUGGUCCCACAGAGCUGCAUUGAUCGUGCAGAUGGAUGAAAUUUUCGUGAGCUUUGGUGACUAUAACACGCUCUAUUUUGAUCAACAUUGUGUUAGGUUGUGCUGGGAGGCUAAACACCUUGCCAUACGUACCACAGUCGCAACUGGUGCUCGCAAGCUG
Molecule: messenger RNA, 881 nt
Organism: Ectocarpus siliculosus
Lineage: Eukaryota; Phaeophyceae; Ectocarpales; Ectocarpaceae
Source: the annotation of a GenBank genome assembly